AAGUGCCACAGGCACUGAGGAUCUCACCAGGAGGGGACAAACAGAGAUAGGGGCCAGCAAGAUGGCGGACGAGGCCUUGGCUGGUCUGGAUGAAGGAGCCCUUCGGAAGCUGUUGGAGGUCACAGUGGAUCUGGCAGAGCGGCGGCGCAUCCGCUCGGCCAUCCGGGAGUUGCAGCGGCAGGAGCUAGAGCGAGAGGAAGAGGCCCUGGCAUCCAAACGUUUCCGUGCUGAGCGGCAGGACAACAAGGAGAACUGGCUGCACUCUCAGCAUCGGGAGGCCGAGCAGCGGGCUGCUCUGGUGCAGCUGGCGGGGCAGCUGGAGUCCAUGAGUGAUGUGGAGGAACUGACUGCGCUGCUGCGAGGUGCCGGUGAGUACGAGGAACGCAAGCUGAUCCGGGCUGCCAUCCGCCGAGUACGGGCCCAGGAGAUUGAGGCUGCCACCUUGGCUGGGAGGUUGUGCAGUGGGCGUCCCAACAAUGGCUCAAGAGAGGACAGCAAGGGGCGGGCAGCGCACAGGCUAGAACGGUGUAAGGUGCCAGAACCAGAGAAACAGGAGCAAGAGGCAGAGGUCCCGGAGGCAACCCCAACCCCCGAAGUCACCAGUUGUGAUGUGACCACAGUGACACUCCUGCUGCAAGUCCCACCUGGGAGCACAUCCAGCUCACCUGCCUCACCCGACAAUUCUCCCACCUCUGCCUCUCCUGAGCCUCCACCAGAGCCUGCCAAGGCCCAGUGCCCUGCUGCCGAGGCUCUGAGCAGCCCCAAGCCACUCGCCAGCCCGCCCAGGGCUGCCAGCCCGGAGCCCCAGGACACUCCCGCCCCCCACAGCACUGAGAGACAGGAGGUCAACGAGCUCCUGCCUGGCCCCACAGAGCCCCCUACUGUCCAAGGCCCCGCCAAAGGCCCCUCCAACACAAAGAGAGCAGACCUAGCUGGACCCCAUCCCUGCCAACGCUCCCUGUCCGUGCUCAGCCCCCGCCAGCCAGCCCAGAACCGAGAGCCCGCCCCUCGUGUCAGUGGACCGUCCCCAUUCCAGCGGGCUGGCUCCGUCCGGGACCGCGUGCGCAAGUUCACAUCUGAUUCCCCUAUGGCUGCUGGGCUCCAGGAUGGCCCACCUCGGGCGGCUCUAGGUCCCUCAAACCCUGUGAAGCUCCUGGGCCCCUCCCACAUCAGUACCACCCCUGCCUCCUCCUCCAGCGGCUCCUCCUCACAGGGCCCUAGUGACACCUCCUCCGGGUUCAGCAAGGAGCAGCAAGGAGCAGCUCGGCAGCUUCAGAGCUGCCCCCAGGAGGAGGGCCCCAGGGGGCGGGGCUUGGCUGCCAGGCCCCUUGAAAACAGAGCAGGGGGGGCCGUGGUCUGCUCAGAGGAGCCCAGUGCCCUGCUGCCCGUGGCUGUCGGCACUGCUGAGCCAGGGGCCAAUAUGAAGACGACAUUCACCAUCGAGAUCAAGGAUAGCCGGGGCCAGACCCCCACAGGCCGGGUGCUGCUGCCCACAGGCAACCAGAGGGCAGAACUCACACUGGGGUUGCGGGCACCCCCCACCCUUCUCAGCACCAGCAGUGGGGGCAAAAGUACCAUCAGCCAUAUCAGCGGCCCUGGGAUGCCAGCCCGGGUGGGCAGUGUCACCCAUAUCACCAGCUUCAGCCAUGCCUCCCCUGGUGGCCGAGGAGGCUGCAGCAUUAAGGCCGCUGAGGAUGCUGGGACCCCCGUGGCCCACCCGCCUGCCUUCAGCACCCGCCGCCGCUCCUCUGCCGGCCCUGCCCACAGCAGCAGUCUUAUGGAACCAGAGCCAGCAGAACCCCCCUCUGCUGCAGUGGAAGUGGCCAACGGUGCUGAGCAGACUCGGGUGGACAAAGCACCAGAGAGGCGGAGCCCACUGAGCACUGAGGAGCUAAUGGCCAUCGAGGAUGAGGGCAUUCUGGACAAGAUGCUGGAUCAGACUACGGACUUCCAGGAGCGGAAGCUUAUUCGGGCUGCACUACGUGAGCUCCGACAAAGGAAGAGAGACCAGCGGGACAAGGAACGGGAACGAAGGCUACAAGAGGCACGAGCCCGGCCAGGGGAGGGCCGUGGCAACAUGGCCACUGAGACCACCACGAGGCACACCCAGCGGGCAGCCGAUGGCUCAGCUGUCAGCACUGUCACCAAGACUGAGCGGCUCGUCCACUCCAAUGAUGGCACACGGACGGCCCGUACCACCACAGUGGAAUCGAGUUUUGUGAGGCGCUCGGAGAAUGGUGGUGGCAGCACCGUGGUGCAAACCAAGACCUUCUCCUCCUCAUCAUCCAAGAAGAUGGGCAGUAUCUUCGACCGCGAGGAUGAGACCAGCUCGCGAGCUGGCAGCGUGGCAGCACUGGAGAAACGCCAGGCAGAGAAAAAGAAAGAGCUGAUGAAGGCACAGAGCCUCCCCAAGACCUCAGCUUCCCAGGCACGCAAGGCCAUGAUCGAGAAGCUGGAGAAGGAGGGCGCAGCGGGCAGCCCUGGCGGACCCCGUGCACCUGUGCAGCGCUCCACCAGCUUUGGGGUCCCCAACGCCAACAGCAUCAAGCAGAUGUUGCUAGACUGGUGCCGGGCUAAGACGCGUGGCUACGAGCACGUGGACAUCCAGAACUUCUCCUCGAGUUGGAGUGACGGGAUGGCCUUCUGUGCCCUGGUGCACAACUUCUUCCCUGAGGCCUUUGACUACGGGCAGCUCAGCCCGCAGAACCGGCGCCAGAACUUUGAGGUGGCCUUCUCAUCCGCUGAGACCCAUGCGGACUGCCCGCAGCUCCUGGACACAGAGGACAUGGUGCGGCUUCGAGAGCCUGACUGGAAGUGCGUGUACACGUACAUCCAGGAGUUCUACCGCUGUCUGGUCCAGAAGGGGCUGGUAAAAACCAAAAAGUCCUAACCCCUGCUCGGGGCCCCACGGUGAGAAACGCCUCCUCGCCCGCCUGCCCGACACGCUCAGCGGGGCACAGAGAGAGGCCUGGGAGGUGGGUGGUGAAAGCAGGGGGACCCUGACAAGAGCCAGAAGGAGCCAGACGUGCCCUUGCCUGUCUUCUGGCAACGCCACUCCCCUAAAUGAGCCAGGCGAACAGAACUGAGAUGGAGGGAGCCCAGGAGGGGCCCCAGGGGAGGUGCCUGACCCAGACUGCAUGUCCAGGACAGCUAUCUGAAAAAAGUGCAAACUAGGCUGGGGUCUGAAGGACAAAAUUCAGGCUGAAGGAGGGCAAGGGAGUCCCAGAGAGAGGGAUGCGCCUUUGUCCAAGGCUGGGCACAAGAGAUGCAGAGCAUUUCACCCCUCGGGAGGGAAGGAAGUUUAGUUUGGGGGUAAGAUGGAGGUGGGGGCCAUGGUCAGAUGUUUGAACUUCCUCUUGAGGAGAAGAGUCAUAAAACGUUUCCAAAAAAAGAAGGGAUGUAUGUGGCCUUGUUAGCAUUCUAGAACAAUCCGUGGAUGAGGGAUGUGGAGCAAGGGGGUAGACUAGAUAGCUGGAGAAGCUUAAUAAGAAGUAGAAGGACAGGCUUUCUGAUGCAUCCAGAUGGGCAGGCAGAAGGAGGGUCAAGGGAGCCUCCCAGGCCUGAAGUUUGGGCACUGGGGAGUUGGUGGAGCCAUGCUCCAUACUGGGGAGCUCAGGAGCAGGGCCAGUUUAGCAGGGAGGUAUUUUUGGUUGGGAUCCUGGAUCCCCCAAGUCAGCUGUGGCAUUUCCUCUCUAGUCACCUCAGGGCCACAGUAGAGAAUUCAGACCCUGAGCUAAAUGUCCAUUCCAGACAAGCUCAGAGAAGGAGAGGGAUGGGCUCAGAGUGUCCCAGGGGGUUCAGGUCAGAGCUGGGCCAGAAACUAGAACCUCUGACCGCCCCCGCCCCCCACGGUGCCUCUUUACCUUGCUCCAUCACUUUUCCUACCCCUUUUGUAAAGAGAAGAAAAGACAGAGACCCAGAGGAAGCAAAGGCAUGGACCAAAGUAAUGUGAGUCAGGGACAGAGCUAGAGGUGCACUCAGAUGCCCCUCGGGGCCUGGAGCCAUUGUUGGGGGCAGCCCACAUAUACACACAUAUACUCAGAGAAGCUGUGCAGGUGAGGGAGGAUGGGCUUGGUGCUGUCUCCAGGUCAUAUAUGGACUUAGGAGCUGCUGCCCAGAAGGCUGGCCUGGAGGGAAGGAUGCCCAACCCGGCCCUGAUCCAGUUGGAAAGUGUGACUCAGCCGUGCUGUUGCUCAAAUUGCCUGGUGUUUGGCCUGUCACUGGGGCAGCUGGAGCCCUGAGUCGUGAGCCCCAGUGUAAACAAUGGCUUUAUAAGGUCUCCAGGGAAGACACCAG
Molecule: messenger RNA, 4296 nt
Organism: Pteronotus mesoamericanus
Lineage: Eukaryota; Metazoa; Chordata; Mammalia; Chiroptera; Mormoopidae
Gene: SMTN
Product: smoothelin
Exons: 20
Coding region: 62-2890 (942 amino acids)
Biological process (GO): actin cytoskeleton organization
Cellular component (GO): filamentous actin; microtubule organizing center
Molecular function (GO): protein binding
Source: RefSeq, a predicted model, not a curated record